AUGAACAUUCGGCAGCGCAAGUCGGAGCGGCACAAAGAGGCGCUGCGGAAACUCAGCCAAAUUGGAGGCAACAAGAGCUGCUUUGAUUGCGGCAUGCGAGGUCCUCUCUACGUGGUGUCGGAUUUCGGCAUUCUUGUGUGCUCCGGCUGCAGCGCUGUGCACCGCUCCUUCCAGCACAAAGUAAAGGGAAUCACAAUGAGUGAAUUUACGGACGACGAGAUCGCUCGUUUCGCUGUUUCCGGCAAUGACCGAGCCCGCAAUGUGUGGCUCAGCACCUUUCGCGAUCAGCUCCCCCGCCCCGGUGAUGUGAUAGCGCUGAAAACCCAUGUGCGCAGCAUUUUUGAAGAGCGGCGGUGUUGGAAUGCGCAGGAGUUCUCUGCCUUGCAAAAGUUGUGGGAUCACCCAAAUGAGCCACCUUCACAGGUGCCACCGCCCUUGUCCAUGACGAGACCUACGGCGUUCUCCCUCGCACCAGCUCGAGAGGUGCCCACGGCUCAGCCCGGACCCGUCUCUGCUGCGACGGCUCCCGCGCCACCUAGUUCAGCAGCAGCACCACCAACAUCGAGUGCCCCGGCCCCAUCCGUGCGGCCACCGCAAGACGACAUCUUCGAUUGCCUUUUCGCAGCACCUGUACAAUCUCCGUCGGAGCCUCAACCUACAGCACAUGCUGCAGUAGCCACAGCAUCACCAAUGACUGCGUCACACGCCCCUAUUCCGCCAGCACGGCACCAGCCCGCAACAGUGACCAGUAUCGUAGGUGACCUGUUUGCCGGAGUGCCGCCACCAGUGGUGCAGCCAGCAGGCGGAUAUAGCGCCCUUUAUCCACAGAAACCACAACAACAGCAGCAGUCGAUGGACUUCCCUGUUCAUGGCACCAGGUGCAACUUCACUCAAGGUCCUCCGAGCAACAUAAUGACACCGCCUCCGCUACAGUCCUCACAACUGCCUUACCAGCAGCAACAGCCACAGCAGGAUAUGAUCGUGUUCAGCACUUCUGGGGCAGCGGCCCCGUACUCUGCGCCCGCUCAGUCACACAACCACAACCUCAACAGCGUCACACCAAGCACCACCGUCUACCCCUCCGCGUCCGGUGCCGCACCCCAGGCCUACCAGCCAUCACCUUUUUCAAGCAAUCCGCCGCCUCAGCAGGAAGGGUGGAGUGCACCCUCCUUCUCCAGUGCGUCACCAAGCUCGAACAUUAAUCGCAUUGUCGUCUUGUCAGUUACGAAGCAGCAGAAUGACAGAUCGCAGAACUCCCAGUCGAAGUGA
Leishmania braziliensis MHOM/BR/75/M2904 is the source of this 1269-nucleotide messenger RNA. Its product is annotated as putative ADP-ribosylation factor GTPase activating protein. NCBI's taxonomy places the organism in Eukaryota, Euglenozoa, Kinetoplastea, Trypanosomatida, Trypanosomatidae. The transcript has a single exon. The record is from RefSeq and is a predicted model, not a curated record. The coding region runs from base 1 to 1269 and encodes 422 amino acids. Gene Ontology annotation, molecular function: GTPase activator activity.